AUGUCGUGGGUGACACAGCAAAGAGAAGAGGAUGUUGGAUCGGAAACGGUCCCGUGGGAGAGGUUUGGCAAUAGACGGUCCCGUGGGAGAGGUUGGCAUUCGACGGCCCCGUGGGAGAGGUUGGCAUUCGACGGCCCCGUGGGAGAGGUUGGCAUUCGACGGCCCCGUGGGAGAGGUUUGGCAAUCGACGGUCCCGUGGGAGAGGUUUGGCAAUCGACGGUCCCGUGGGAGAGGUUUGGCAAUCGACGGUCCUGUGGGAGAGGUUGGCAAUCGACGGUCCCGUGGGAGAGGUUUGGCAAUCGACGGUCCCGUGGGAGAGGUUUGGCAAUCGACGGUCCCGUGGGAGAGGUUUGGCAAUCGACGGUCCCGUGGGAGAGGUUGGCAGUCGGCGGUCCCGUGGGAGAGGUUGGCGUUCGACGUUCCCUUGGAAGAGGUUGGCAUUCGACGAUCCCGUGGGAGAGGUUGGCAUUCGACGAUCCCGUGGGAGAGGUUGGCAUUCGACAGUCCCGUGGGAGAGGUUGGCAUUCGACAGUCCCGUGGGAGAGGUUGGCAAUCAACAGUCGUGUGGGAGAGAGCAUUAGACGGUCCCUUGGGAAAGGUUGGCAUUCUACGGUCCCAUGGGAGAGGUUGGCGUUCAACAUUCCCUUGAGAGAGGUUGGGAUUAGACAGUGCUGCGGGAGAGGUUGGCAGUCGGCGGUCUCGUGGGAGAGGUUAGCGUUUGAUGAUUCCGUGGGAGAGGUUGGCAUUCGACAGUCCCAUGGAGAGGUUGGCGUUCAACGUUCCCUUGGAAGAGGUUGGCGUUCGACGCUCCCUUUGAAGAGGUUGGCACUCGACAGUCCUGUGGGAGAGGUUGGCGUUCGACGUUCCCUUGGAAGAGGUUGGUGUUCAACAUUCCCUUGGAAAGAGGUUGGCAUUCGACAGUCCCAUGGAGAGGUUGGCUGUUCCCGUUGAAAAGGCUGGCGGUCGGCUGUUCCCGUUGAAGAGGCUUGCUGGCGGUCAGCUGUUUCCCGUUGGAGAGACUGGUGGUCUUCUGUUCCCAUUGAAGAGGCUGGCAGUUGGCUGUUUCCGUUGGAGAGACUUGUGGUCUUCUGUUCCUGUUGAAGAGGCUGGUGGAUGGCAGUCCCUUUGGAGAGCGAGCCUGGCAACGUUGGCUGGAACGUUCCCGUUGAAGAGGCUGGUGGUCGGCUGUUCCUGUUGAAGAGGCUGGCUGGCGGUCAGCUGUUUCCCGUUGGAGAGACGGGUGGUCUUCUGUUCCUGUUGAAGAGUGGCAGACGAAAGUCCCGUGGGAGGUGGCAACAGUUGAUGGUUCUCAAGGAAGAAGGUGGCAGCUGGGAGUUCUCGUAGGAUAAGGGGGCGGUCAGCAUACCCUUGGGAGAGGCUGUGGAUUGGCAUAUAACCUUAUGAGAGGCUGUGGAUUGGCAUAUACCCUUAGGAGAGGCUGUGGAUCGGCAUAUACCCUUGGGAGAGGCUGUGGAUCGGCAUAUACCCUUGGAAGAGGCUGGGGAUGAGCAUACGCUUAGGAGAGGCUGUGUAUCAGCAUACCCUUGGGAGAGGCUGUGAAUCUGCAAACCCUUGGGAGAGGCUGUAGAUCAGCGUACCCUUGGAUAGGCUGCCGGUCAGUGAUUGUUGUGGGAAAGGCUGCUGGUCAGUAGUUCCCAUGGGAGAGAGCCUG
Molecule: messenger RNA, 1672 nt
Organism: Macrobrachium nipponense
Lineage: Eukaryota; Metazoa; Arthropoda; Malacostraca; Decapoda; Palaemonidae
Exons: 9
Coding region: 1-951 (316 amino acids)
Source: RefSeq, a predicted model, not a curated record